CCACUAGACCAAACACAUUCACUUUCUCUUUCUUCUUUAUGCUUACAUAGAUUUCCUCAUCUCCUUCUUCCGUCCACUCAACACUGUCGGUGGAAAUCCCAACAUCCCACGUUUUCGUUUUUAAUAAUUCACAUUUCCCCCUGUUUUCUUCUCCAGGAGUUUUAAGAUACUUAAAGAAAACCACACUACUCCACUCACCAUUAAAGGUAAACACACAUUGACCUUAUCAUUUUCUCAACAUAUUUCUUUUUGAGCAUCUUCAUUCUUCUUUUUCCGAUCUGUUGGCAUCAACAUCAUGCAUGUAACGAGUUUACAUUGCACUAGCUUGUUGUGUUGAAGUACAUUUUCCCAGAAAAUGGACCAAAAAAUCUGGCUAUGGAGGAAAAAAUCCACAGAGAAGAUCAUUCUUGGUACUGACAAACUAAACAUUUCCCAGAAAGGCAAUGAUGAGGAGAUGCAGAUUCUUGUUUCUGAUAAAAAGGAAUUAGAGAAUGAGCUGAAAAUCUUAAAUGAAAAGCUUGCCUCUGCUCUUUGUGACUGUAAUUACAAAGAUGAACUUGUGAAGGAACAUGAAAAUAUGGCACUGCAAGCUAUUGCAGGAAGGGAGAAGGCAGAAUCGGAGGCAACUUCUUUAAAGGAAAAACUGGAUGAAGCAUUGCAGCGGAGAGUUGCGAGUGAAGAAAGGGUAACACAUUUAGAUGCGGCCCUCAAAGAAUGCAUGCGGCAACUCCGGUUCGUUCGAGAAGAGCAGGAGCGAAGGAUUUGCGAUGCAGUGGUGAGCGUUUCGAAGGAGUUCGAGAAAUCGGGGAAGGGUUUAGAGGAGAAGUUGGCUGAGACUAGUAAAAGGGUUAAUAAAUUAGGUGUUGAGAAUACUAAUCUUAGUAAGGCUCUCUUGGCAAAGGAAAAAAUGAUUGAUGAUUUAAACAAGCAAAGGGCUCGGGUCGAGACCGAUUUCAAUGCACUAAUGGCGAGAUUACAAUCGAUGGAGAAGGAUAAUGCUGCUUUGAUAUACGAGGUUAGAGUGCUCGAGAAAGAAGUUGAGAUCAGGAAUGAAGAGAGAGAAUUCAAUCGUCGAACGGCGGAAGCAACGAGCAAGCAACGUUUAGAAAAUGUGAAGAAAAUUGCUAAGCUUGAAUCGGAAUGUCAACGGUUGCGUCUCUUAGUCCGGAAACGGUUGCCGGGUCCUGCCGCUUUGGCUAAGAUGAAAGAUGAAGCUGAAAUGUUGGGAAAGGACUCUGUUGAAAUGAGGAGGAGAAAAUUGAAUACUAGUCCUACCAGUCCGAGGCUUGACCCCAUAGUUGAUUAUUCGGACUGCCCGAGCAAGAAGAUUAACAUCCUAACUGAGCAGUUGCAUGCCAUGGAAGAAGAAAAUAAGGCUCUCAUGGAAGCCCUUAAUAGCAAAACAAGCGAACUUCAAUUGGCAAGAGCCAUGUAUGCACGCGCUGCUACCAAAUUCUCGGAUGUUGAGUUCCAGUUCGAAGAAUCCUCCAAAAGUCUGCCAAACGAUGAGUCAACCAGGAACAGUUCACUGUUGGCAUCAAUGUCGGAUGUUGGCAUAGAUGAUAAAGCUAGCAGUGCGGAAUCCGGGGCUUCAGCUCUGAUUUCUGAACUCGAGCAUUUAAGGAAUGGACAAUUAAAGAAGUCGUUGUCACACCAAACUGUUGUGUCUUCAGAAAUAAAUCUGAUGGAUGACUUUGCUGAAAUGGAAAAAUUAGCUUUAGUCUCUGUUGAUAAACUGUCUGGAAGUUCUCAUGUUUCUUUGGAUGAAGGUAAUGGGAAGCUCAGACCAUUACAAACUGAACCGAAUGGAAAGGAGAUAGUCCUUGUUCCUGACAGUCAGUGUGACCAUAGCAUGUUGAACAAUGAAAUGAAGCCCAAAAGUCAGUUGCUUAACAAAGUUCCCGGUAGGAUAGAGGACAUAACGAAAGUGAUCUUUGAGCAAAGCCGUGCAACUCAAAGAAACCCGGAUGAAAUACUUGAGGAUAUUCGAAAAGCUUUGGCCUGCAUGACCUCUCCGAACACUGCUGAAAGUUUUGACGAAAAAGAGGGUUCAGACCGUCCCGGUUCCUCUGAUCUGUCUUGUAUUAGUAGCUACGUGUCAUGGAAACCGUCGAACAGUUCUUUGAAAGUGGAUUCAUGUAACGAGGAUGCCGAUGUUAAUAUCUGCUCAGAAGAGAAUAGCAACCCACAGUUUCAUCCUGAUUCUUGUAAAUCAAUUUGCAAGAUAAUUGAGCUAAUUGAAGGAAUCAACUUACCGUCAACGGAUUAUAAUAUCCCUGAGACCAUGUCCGAGAAGAGUAGGGAUUCUUUCUCGUACAAGCACUCCGAAACAGCUUCAGGCUACAUAGUUCGAGUUUUCCAAUGGAAAACUUUGGAACUCGGUGCUGUUUUAGAGCAAUUUGUGCAAGCUUGUUAUGAUUUGUUGAAUGGAAAAACAGACCUCAACAAAUUUACCGAAGAAUUAACUUCAGUUCUGGACUGGAUCAUUAAUCAUUGCUUUUCCCUUCAAGAUGUUUCGAGCAUGAGAGAUGCAAUUAAAAGCCAUUUCGAUUGGGAUGAAUCGCAAAGUGAAAGUGAUUCAGAAGUUGGAAUUGUUGAUAAAUUUCACCUAACCACUCCUUACAACAAUGAGGACAAGAACUUCAUUCAAAAGAAAGAGCCUAUCUCGAGUAACUCUCUGUUAAAUCAACUCGAGGAAUCUGAAAAAACCAUUGAGACAUUGCAGGCGGAGUUGCAUACAUCAAGAAAAGCCGAGGAAAUGACCGAAAGGCAAGUUGAAAAACCGAAGUGGAGGACAAACGAAAUCUUCGAUAAACAGCAUACCUUGACCAAAUACAAACAAAAUGAAUGCCAUGAAGAGUUGGUGACCACAUGCCUUGACAGUGUGACGGAAAACGAAAUACCGAGCUCCGAAGUCGAGCAGGAUGGGAAUCAGAUUCGAACUAACUGUGAGAUUCGGGCUGCUUCCGAAAAGUUAGCCGAGUGCGAAGAGACUAUACUAAACUUGGGAAAGCAGUUAAAAGCUUUGGCAUCUCCAAAACAGGCAUCCCUGUUUGACAACGUUAUCACCACUCGAACCGAAAUUGUUUCUCCAACAACAUCAACUAUUCCAACUCCAACAUGGACAAAGUUGAAUAGCCGAAGAUCCUCUCUAUUAGAUCAGAUGAUAAGUGAGGAUAAAGCCAAAGGAAAAGGCAAUCCCGGUUCUGCAUUCGUCUCUAAUGGGACGACACCGAUAACGCCUACAGAAAAUACCCUCGUUUUAAAUCAAAACAAACACCAGGAAGACAAUAAAGCUGCAGCCAAAUCUUUAGCUAUUGUUCCUAAACAAAAACAAGGUGGAAGAUUAUGGAAGAAGCUUUUCCAAGGAAAGGGUUUUCGAUGUUGAGGAUUUCAAGUUUUUAACGAAUGAUCGCAUGAAUCAACUAAAUUACACGAAAGUGAAAAUGUAGAUCGAGUGAUGCUUAUACUACUUAAAAGCUAAAGGGCCGUUUAUUAUUUGUUUAAGUGAGAUUUAUUCUGGGUUGAUCAUGCACGUAAGUGUUUCAUUAAUGGUAUAUUCUUUACUUUUCA
Molecule: messenger RNA, 3573 nt
Organism: Gossypium raimondii (Peruvian cotton)
Lineage: Eukaryota; Viridiplantae; Streptophyta; Magnoliopsida; Malvales; Malvaceae
Product: filament-like plant protein 7
Exons: 5
Coding region: 356-3388 (1010 amino acids)
Source: RefSeq, a predicted model, not a curated record